This is a messenger RNA of Saccoglossus kowalevskii, 1936 nucleotides long. Its product is annotated as copine-3-like. The record is from RefSeq and is a predicted model, not a curated record. Gene Ontology annotation, biological process: cellular response to calcium ion. Gene Ontology annotation, molecular function: calcium-dependent phospholipid binding. Gene Ontology annotation, cellular component: plasma membrane. NCBI's taxonomy places the organism in Eukaryota, Metazoa, Hemichordata, Enteropneusta, Harrimaniidae.
CAUGGGCGUGGCGGUGACUAGUUUAUUGGCGGACGAUUUAGGUAAUUUCAAUAAUGGCAAGUGUGGCAGCAGGUAGUGGACCAGUCAGCAAAGUUGAGCUGAGAAUAUCAUGCAGAAAACUUCAAAACAAAGAUAUUACAUCUAAAUCAGACCCUUGUGUCUCAUUAAUGAUGGAGUUAGGUGGUGGUACUAUGGCAGAGAUUGGCAGAACUGAUCAAAUCAAGAACAGUCUUGAUCCAGACUUUUCUAAACCCCUGGUAGUAGAUUAUAUGUUUGAAGAAGUUCAGAAAUUGGUGUUUAAUGUGUAUGAUAUUGAUAAUGAAACUGAGAAGCUUUCUGAUGAUGACUUCCUGGGACAGCUUGAAUGUACAUUGGGACAGGUGGUGUCAAGUGGUACCUAUACAAAACCAUUGUGUACUAAGUCUGGGAAGCAAGCUGGACAUAGUACUAUCACUAUUGUUGCAGAAGAGAUGUCUGAAUCUAAGGAAGUUUUGAAUUUGAAUUUCAGAGCUCACAAAGUGGAUAAGAAAGAUAUGUUUGGAAAAUCAGAUCCUUUCUUGGAAUUUUUUAAGGCUGGUAAAAACCCAGAUGAUUGGAUCUUGGUUCAUAGAACAGAGGUCAUCAAAAACAAUCAAAGUCCAACAUGGAAGCCUUUUGCUAUAUCUGUGCAGUCUCUUUGCAAUGGUAACUAUGAAAAACAAAUUAAGAUUCUGUGUCAUGAUUGGGAUGAUGAUGGAUCCCAUGAUUUGAUUGGUGAGACCAUGGCAACAGCACAACAAAUGAUUGAUGGAACCAGCGGUGGUAAAGAGGUUGAAUGGAAGCUUGUUCAUCCCAAAAAAAAGGCAAAGAAGAAGUCCUACGUUCACUCUGGGUUACUCUAUCUUACUAAUCUGAAGAUUACUCAUGAAUAUUCAUUUCUUGAUUACGUCCUUGGAGGAUGCCAAAUAAAUUUUACUGUUGGUGUUGAUUUCACAGGUUCUAACGGAGAUCCAAAUGACUCUAGAUCGCUACAUUAUAUAAAUCCAGGUUAUCCUAAUCAGUAUGCGCAAGCCAUCACAGCAGUAGGCAAUGUUAUACAGGAUUAUGACAGUGACAAGUUAUUUCCUGCUCUUGGAUUUGGUGCCAAAAUUCCACCAAAUUUUGCUGUUUCUCAUGAAUUUGCCAUCAACUUUGAUAUGAACAAUCCAUUUUGUGCAGGUGUGCAAGGCAUUUUACAAGCGUAUGAAAAUUGUAUCCGACAAGUAAAACUCUGGGGACCAACCAAUGCCUCUCCAAUUAUACAUCAUGUGGCUAGAUUUGCACAGGAAGCUCAGAGACAGCCCGGAGCGUCACAAUAUUACGUGUUAUUGUUGUUAACGGAUGGAGUAUUAACUGACAUGGAUGAAACGCGCGAAGCUAUCGUACAUGCAUCCAAUCUACCAAUGUCGGUUAUUAUAAUUGGUGUUGGCAAUGCUAACUUCUCUGAUAUGAAAGUGCUAGACGGUGAUGAUGGCGUUCUCAGAACUGUACGAGGUGAAAAGGUUGCUAGGGAUAUUGUGCAGUUUGUACCAUUCAGAGAUUUUCAAAGCGCAAGUCCUGCAGCAUUAGCAAAAUCAGUUUUAGCCGAAGUUCCUAAGCAGGUGGUUGACUACUUCAAGAAGAGAGGGAUUCCUCCAAAUAAUCGCACCGUAUCACAGUAACUAGACAUUGUUUGAGUUUGCUUAGAUUAGGUGCAGCAUAACAUAUUUACUAUGGAGUCACUCAAAACAUCUUCAGAAACAUCUAAUUUUUGUUCUGAAAAAAAAAAUGAAAAAAUAAAUCAAAAUUCAGUUCAGUUCAGUUUUUCUUGAAAGCACACAAAUAUUUAAUUAUUAUAUAAUAAAAAGAAUGUCAUAAAUAUUUAUCUUGCACCUGAACAUUAUUCAGUGGACCUGAUCUUUCCAAUAAUGUGAAAACU